This is a messenger RNA of Didymosphaeria variabile, 420 nucleotides long. RefSeq lists its product as uncharacterized. The transcript has 2 exons. Bases 1 to 420 code for a protein of 139 amino acids. Lineage: Eukaryota; Fungi; Ascomycota; Dothideomycetes; Pleosporales; Didymosphaeriaceae. Gene Ontology annotation, molecular function: oxidoreductase activity. The record is from RefSeq and is a predicted model, not a curated record.
AUGUCUACUGAAGGACUCAUCCGUGUAACCGUUCUCGUAAACCGCCGCCCUGGUAUGUCAGAAGACGAAUUCAACAGAUACUGGGCAUACGAGCACGGUCCGUUAGCAACCGACUGGCUGCGACGCAGCGGCAUUGUGAGAUACGUCCAAUACCACACUACCUCCGAGCAUAAAGCCCUGGGCAAGAAAAUGUUCGAAGCCACCGGCCGCUCGCCUCUCAGCUACGACGGCAUGGGCGACUUCUGGGUGCGCAAGUACGAGGACUUCGAAGCUGCAUUUUUGGAUCCGUAUUAUCAAAAGGUGAUUCAGCCAGACGAGAAGAAGUUGAUUUGUAUGGAUACGAUUAGUGUGACGAUUGGGGUGGAGUAUGUCGUUAUUGAUGAUGGGGAGAUCGUGCAGGCGCAUGCAAGGAGUUUCUAA